AUGACUGAACCGCUCUCCAAGGUCGAUUCCGCCGUCCAGGGCUUGUCGUCGUCGCCGCCCAAGGAGAAGGGCCAUAGGAGGCAAAGCUCCAGCGCGACCGGUGUGAUGAACAUCAAUGAUCUCGAGAAGGAGAAGAUUGAGAUUGAGCUUCCUGUCGAGACACAAAAAACGGGCUGGAAGAUCAACUCGAGCCCCAUGACAAUCGAUGACCCGGCCAUCCUCAAGAUUCCCCUGACCAAGCCUCCGGUCAAGAAGAUUGACCUGCACUUCCCACUGGGCAUGGAGGUCACGGCAAGAAAUCUCAAGGGCGUUACCAUCAAGGAUGCGAUGGACGCGAUUUACAAGGCGUACAAGAAGCGGGCCGACGAUGAGCUGGACAACCCGUACCUGGCCGGGUUCGAGUGGGAUAAGGAGGAGUCGUGGACACGGUUGGUCGUCCACCUCCAGAAGCAGCCCACGUCCGGCGGCGGUGGCGGCGGCGGUGGCAAGAAGAAGAAGAACAAGAAGGAGGAAGAGUAA
Messenger RNA from Purpureocillium lilacinum, 519 nucleotides. RefSeq lists its product as uncharacterized. The record is from RefSeq and is a predicted model, not a curated record. NCBI's taxonomy places the organism in Eukaryota, Fungi, Ascomycota, Sordariomycetes, Hypocreales, Ophiocordycipitaceae.